This is a messenger RNA of Cordyceps militaris CM01, 687 nucleotides long. RefSeq names its product vesicle transport v-SNARE protein Gos1, putative. The transcript is spliced from 3 exons. Lineage: Eukaryota; Fungi; Ascomycota; Sordariomycetes; Hypocreales; Cordycipitaceae. Gene Ontology annotation, molecular function: SNAP receptor activity. Bases 1 to 687 code for a protein of 228 amino acids. The record is from RefSeq and is a predicted model, not a curated record. Gene Ontology annotation, cellular component: cis-Golgi network; SNARE complex; Golgi membrane. Gene Ontology annotation, biological process: vesicle fusion; endoplasmic reticulum to Golgi vesicle-mediated transport.
AUGGCCGCACCAUCAGGAAACGCUGGCUGGGCCCAGCUCCGUCAACAGGCCCGAACACUAGAGACGCAGACCGAGAGCUUAUUCCACACGUAUUCGCAAUUCUCAGCAGCCACAUCGAUCCCCCCCAAACCGACACAAGAGGAGCGCACCGCAGAGACCAAGAUUGAGGAGCUGCUAGAAAAGCGCGAAUCCACCAUCAGCCAGCUCGCCCGCCUGCUCGACUCGGAAGCGGCGCUCACGUCGUCGGCGCUCAAGCAAAACAACCUCGCGCUGCUGCGGGAGAAGCUGUCGGCGCACAAAAAGGACCUCGGGCGGCUGCGCGCCAACCUGCAGCACGCGCGCGACCGCGCCAACCUCCUCACCAACGUGCGCUCCGACAUUGACGAGUACCGCGCCAACAACCCGGCCGCCGCCGAGGCCGAGUACAUGCUCGACGAGCGCCGCCGCAUCGACAACAGCCACGGCAUGGCCGACAGCGUGCUCAGCCAGGCGUACGCCGUCAACGACAGCUUCUUGGUGCAGCGCGAUACGCUCGCCAGCAUCCAGCGCCGCAUCACGGGCGCCGCGAGCCAGGUGCCCGGCAUCAACACGCUGAUUGGCCGGAUAUCGGCCAAGAAGCGGCGGGACGGCAUCAUCAUGGGCAGCUUCAUUGCCUUUUGCUUUGUGUUUUUCUGGUUCUUCUUGUAA